This is a messenger RNA of Melampsora larici-populina 98AG31, 1167 nucleotides long. RefSeq lists its product as uncharacterized. The transcript has 4 exons. The coding region runs from base 27 to 548 and encodes 173 amino acids. The record is from RefSeq and is a predicted model, not a curated record. Lineage: Eukaryota; Fungi; Basidiomycota; Pucciniomycetes; Pucciniales; Melampsoraceae.
GACUCGAAAUUUGAACUUACAAAGCUAUGCUUACAAUUAAUCAUCUACAACCUGUCUUCCCCUUCGUGUGCGCCAUUGCACUCUUGCUAGUCAAUUCUGCCAUUGCUGGCCAACUUGGACAAUCCCACGCCUUUGCAAUUUCUCAUGUUUGUAAUGGCUCUAUUGCUUGUUCACUCAUCAAUUCCAAUUGGCCGACUGGAAAAGAAUUCACUUGUGGAAAUGAAACUAUUUCCUCGACCUCCUUUGCUUCUGCCUAUCCUUACAUGAUGAUGGGGCAGGGAAUCUCGAUGAUAAAUUCAAGUAGCUCAUGGCCCUCUUCAGUCAACUCCGAGUGUCAAGAUAUCACAGCUGCCGAGCAAUUUCAGUAUCACAACGGAGUUUGGAAUGCUUACUAUGCGAUUGUCACCAAUUGUGGCUGUACUGGGACUGGAGAAAGCGCAAUUCCGGAUUGCACUGAUGCUACCUCUCAAUCGAGUGCAGCUUGCAAUAUCGCAAUGUUCGCGUUCUGUGCCAUCGAGAUGAACGAUGUCGUCUGCACCUACACAUGAUCUGAAAGAAGAGCUCCUAAAGUCUGUAUACAUGAUAGCCAUGUGUAAUGUUUUGUAAUGUUUUAUCUUUUUGAAAAGAAAACUGCAGGCAAGGAAUGUUUUUGUUAGCGAAGAUGGUCAGAACAGUUUCUUGUUAGAUGUUUUACCUCGUCUUUUAGUAUAUAAACAUUUACUUGUAUCGUGUAGUGUUUGUCCUUUUCUCUGUCGAAUUAUUCACGCAGUUUUCCUCACUCAAAUACGUACCUAGAAAGUCAUGCACUUUCUAGGGUACACCCGAGCCCAAUAACUCGAUCAUAAAAAACUUUUUUUCGCACUGUUUUGGCUAGUGUCUUUUUUGUUAGUUUAUCACCUUUAGCUGUUCCUUUGUGAUUCUUUGUUGUGUUUUGAUCACCUACAUCCAUCUUUUUUUGAUUUCUCGUAUUCUUUUACACUUUUCUGUUUUGAAUCUUUUGUCUACAUAAUUGUGUAUCAGUUUGUUUUGCGCGGUCCCUCUUGUACUUACUCAGGCACGUGUGUUUUUCGCGUGGUGACGAUUUUUUCUUCUUCUCGGUUAUGUUUUUAUCUCGCAUUUUCAUGAUCAGUGGUUGUGUAAAUUUUCCGUGUAGGUUCCAUCUGUCCU